Messenger RNA from Scatophagus argus, 7420 nucleotides. RefSeq names its product phospholipase D1b (gene pld1b). The coding region runs from base 929 to 4039 and encodes 1036 amino acids. Lineage: Eukaryota; Metazoa; Chordata; Actinopteri; Scatophagidae. Gene Ontology annotation, molecular function: phosphatidylinositol binding; D-type glycerophospholipase activity. The record is from RefSeq and is a predicted model, not a curated record. Gene Ontology annotation, biological process: regulation of microvillus assembly; intracellular signal transduction; cell motility. The transcript is spliced from 26 exons.
GUUUUAAACUAAAAUGACAAAUAAUGUUCUAGCAUUUUUAGUGUGAGAAUGCUUAGACAAAUGUCUGUUCCCUUUAAUACAGAGAAUUAUAUGACCACACACUUGUGGAUCAAUAGCACACACUCAUGUGUAUGCUACAUAUGAAUCUGCAGACAGUUAGCUUGGAUUAGCACAAAGGAUGAAAAUCUCUCAGUCCCAGACAAGAAAUGGUUUCAGAUUUAAAACCACAACUGGUCCUUUUUUCAUUACAUUUCUUUAGAGAGUCAGGCUAGCUGUUCCCCCAUGUUUCAGUUUCCUAUUUCUCUUGGGCAUGACAGUUAUUAUCAGUGAUUAUCGGAUUAAUUUUGUGUUGAAUGAUUAACUGAGAAUUGGGAUUGAAUGCAAAAGUUGUUGGAAGUUUAUUAAAAUGACCCGAAGCCCCUUUAACAUAGACAGGUGCCUCAAACAGGACAUCUCCCCACCCUCUCCUCUCUCAUUGGCUGUCUUUGAGCUCCUAAAUGCCAUUCAGGCCAAUCACCUCUCCUCCCUCCCGCUAGAUGCCGCCCACCUGAAUUUUGCCCCUCCUCUGUCUGCUUCACUGCUGCACUCUGCUGUGGUCCUCCCAGACUGUCUAUCAGGGCUCUGUGGAUAUGUGUGUGUGUGUCUGUGCAUGUGUGUGUGAGUGUUUGUGUUGUGGAGAUGGAUGACAGUAUGUGUGUGUGUGGGGGGAGAUUUUAAUAACAGCUAAGGAAAAGACAGACUGGGGGAGCAGUGGAUUCUUGGGGAGGUUUUUUUUUGUUUUGUUUGUUUUUUGAGCAAGUUUGUUUCCUGACGGAGAGACGGAUCAGGGAAGUGCAGACAUGGUGGUGGUGAUGACCAUGAUGAUAGCAGGCUUCCCUCAGCCUCCCCGGGCUCAGGUGAGCCCUGGGCUCCAGACUGAGUGCUAGCCAUGCUGCGGCAAUCCGAGCCAACAACCAGCACCCUGCAGCUGGUUGCCAACGAUAUGACCGGCAUCAUGGAGAAGCUGGACACCCGUGAGCUGGACCUGGAAGAUGGAGAGUACGACACAGCUGACGCCAGUGCUCCAGCGGAUCGUUUGCCUUUUAUGGCAAUCUACAACACGGUGGGUUUCAAAGAGCCCACGGCCAAAGUCUUCCUGUCAUCUCCGAUCACUGCCAGGAUCCUGGAGGUGGAGCGGUUCACCUCAGCUCAGGAUCGCUUCAACGUCACAACACAGAGGAGUGUCAACAAGUCGAUGCCAGCGGUGUUUAAGAUCGAGUUGAAGCAUGGGGAGUUUACGUGGCUGGUGAAGAAGAAGGAGAAACAUUUCAUCGAUCUCCACAGAGAGCUGAGGACCUACAAGACCUUCAUGAGGCUGCCGCUGCCGUCACGCAGUCACACGGUGAAGAGGCAGACAGUUACGAGCGAGGUGAGGCAUAUGCCGAACCUCCCCAGAGGAGGAGGAGAUGAGCUCGCCAGAGAUGAGCAGGUUUCCAGCCGCAGGAAACAACUGGAAGAUUACUUGAAUAACCUGCUAAAGAUGCCAAUGUACAGGAACUACCAUGCAACAAUGGAGUUCAUAGAUGUUAGUCAGCUGUCCUUCAUCCAUGAUCUGGGACCGAAAGGCUUAGAAGGGAUGGUGCUGAAGCGAUCCGGUGGCCAUCGGAUCCCCGGGAUGAACUGUUGUGGUCGUAGCAAAAUGUGCUACCGCUGGUCCAAACGUUGGCUUGUGGUGAAGGACUCGUUCCUGCUCUACAUGAAGCCGGACUCGGGUGCCAUCUCCUUUGUGAUGCUGGUCGACAAGGAGUUCAGCAUCAAGAUGGACUCCAAAGACACAGAGACCAAACAUGGCGUCCGCAUCGACAGUCUGUCCAGAUCAUUGGUGCUGAAGUGCAGCAGCUACAGACACGCGCGCUGGUGGGGUCAGGCCAUCGAAGGCUUCGUACAGAAGCACGGCUCGGCCUUCCUCACCGACCACCGCUUUGGAUCCUUCGCCAGGCAGGAAGAAAACAUCCCUGCCAAAUGGUACGUGAAUGGCAAAACGUACAUGGAAGAUGUGGCCGAUGCUCUUGAAGAAGCCAGAGAGGAAAUAUUCAUCACAGACUGGUGGUUGAGUCCAGAGAUCUUCCUGAAGAGGCCGGUUGUUGAAGGGAAUCGCUGGCGUCUGGACCACAUACUGAGACGCAAAGCGCAACAAGGAGUUCGGAUCUUUGUGAUGCUUUACAAGGAGGUGGAGUUAGCUCUGGGCAUCAACUCUGGAUACAGCAAGAGAACACUGCUGCGCCUUCACCCCAACAUCAAGGUGAUGCGUCACCCAGACCACGUCUCCUCCGCCGUCUACCUGUGGGCGCAUCACGAGAAGAUCAUCGUCAUUGACCAAUCGGUGGCCUUUGUUGGUGGGAUUGACCUGGCUUACGGCCGCUGGGAUGACCGGGAACACCGGCUGACAGAUGUUGGGAGUGUCACACUCUCACACUUGGAGCAGGCUGAAGCUGCCUCCUCCAGUAUGGCUGCUCCAGGUAACGGCAGCAGCACCAUCUCCCAGACCAAUGGGAAGGGAAUUUUUACGGUGACAGACUCAGUGGACCAACCCAAACUGAAAUGUCAGGGGAGGAGGAGGACCAGAUUCAGCAUCAAGAGACACCUGCAGAAACACGGAUUUGCCCAGGCUGACAGUGACAGUGACCUGGAGAACGAAGAGAGAAGCGGUUCAGUGCGCAGUCUGCACACAGGGGUCGGAGAGCUGUUUGGAAACACACGCUUCUGGCAUGGAAAAGACUACUGCAACUUCGUGCACAAGGACUGGAUUCAACUGGACAAACCAUUUGAUGAUUUCAUAGACAGACACACGACUCCCAGAAUGCCUUGGCACGACAUUGCCUCAGUGGUUCACGGGAAAGCAGCUCGAGAUGUGGCAAGACACUUCAUUCAGCGGUGGAACUUCACCAAGCUUGUGAAGCCAAAGUACCGUUCUCUGUCUUACCCAUGUCUGCUGCCCAAGUCUCACACCACUGCCGGAGAGCAGCGAUACCAAGUCCCCAACUGCAUCCCCGCCAAAGUACAGAUUCUUCGCUCGUCCUCUGACUGGUCCGCCGGCAUCAAAUACCAUGAGGAGUCCAUCCAUAACGCCUAUGUCCAAGUCAUCAAGAACAGCCAACACUUCAUCUACAUAGAGAAUCAGUUCUUCAUCAGCUGUGCAGACAACAGACACGUUUUCAACAAGAUAGGGGAUGCUAUUGCUGAGCGCAUCAUCAGAGCAUACAGGGAGGGUAAAAGGUACCGAGUGUACGUGGUGACACCUCUGCUGCCAGGCUUCGAAGGAGACAUCAACACUGGAGGAGGCAGCGCCAUCCAGGCUGUCAUGCACUUCAACUACAGGACCAUGAACAGAGGAGACCACUCCAUCAUCUCACAGCUCAAGAAGGAGAUGGGCGAUCAGUGGAUCAACUACAUCUCCAUCGCUGGUUUGAGGACUCACGCUGAGCUGGAGGGGAAGCUGGUCACGGAGCUCAUCUACGUCCACAGCAAGAUGCUCAUCGCUGACGACAACACCGUCAUCAUAGGGUCUGCCAACAUCAACGACCGGAGCAUGCUGGGAAAGAGGGACAGCGAGGUCGCAGUGAUUGUGGAGGACUCAGAGAUGGUGACGUCGGUGAUGGACGGGCAGGAAUACCAAGCUGGAAAAUACGCCUUGGGGCUCCGCCUCGAGUGCUUCAAGACUAUUUUGGGUGCUCACACAGACUCCUCCAUUGAUGUGUCAGAUCCCAUCAGCGACCAGUUCUACAAAGAGGUUUGGAUGGCCACUUGCGCUCGAAAUGCCACCAUUUACCAGAAGGUGUUCCGUUGCCUGCCAUCCAGCGAUGUCCGUAACAUCCUUGAACUGGAGGGCUACCUGGCCAAGCCGGGCCUGGACAAGGAGGACACGACCCGGGCCCACGAGGAGCUGAAGAAGAUUCGUGGCUUCCUGGUCCAGUUUCCCCUUCAGUUCUUGUCCGACCAGAACCUGCUUCCUCCUAUUGGUUCCAAGGAGGCCAUGGUGCCCAUGGAGGUCUGGACCUGAGUGAGAGGGAGUCACCUAUGCAUUCACGUGUCUGCACACAGCACAUAGAUGGCUUACAGGUAGAUAAUGCCCAUUCUGGUGCUAUUUUGGAGGAAACUGCUGGACGGUCGUGGCUUGAUAAAAAUCUGCUGCUGCUUUUUUUUUUUUUUUUUUUUUUGAUACUUUUCUCCCUUUCAGGUAUUUUUCUACUCAGAAAACAUCAACAGAACGUAAUGGUAUCUGUCUUGUGUCUUCUCUUUUCUCCCUAAAUGCAUCCUCAUAGGCAAUGUGAUUUUGACCAAAAAGGUGGAAAAAUAAUUAUAACUAGUGUAUUAAUGAACUAAAAAUGCUGAACGUGGUCCACAACGUUUGUCCUCAUCACAUCCGCGGCAUUAUGGAGAGUUUAAAAGAUAGAUGGAAAUAACAUGGGCAAUUCUUUGAAGCUGGAAGAAGAGAUAAAAGCCAUAAGUGUGGUUGUAAUAUACAAAACUAUUGAAAGUUUUACUUUUGGUUGUAAUAUGAAAAUGGUCCAGGGCAGACAGAGUUGGGAACGCCUGACAUACUGGGUUGUUGAGAGUCGUAGCUCUACUUUCCUUCAGUUGUGAUAACAUCAAACAAAGCAACAUGGGUUUAACUGGGCAACAAACACAACAGCAAGAUGAUCAAACAGACUUUUUAAAAAAUCCUCCAGGUUAUUCAAAGGUUUCUGGAAGAGAAAACAACAGUUAAAGGGAAAAAAUAUUACCCAGACAAGCUGUUGAAAAUACCCGUCCAUAGACUUUGCUGUUUUAUUUUGACCUGCUGCACUCACUGUGGUUGUGUCCUCAGUUUUCCUGUGCAACCUGAGGGGUUGUUACUGAUGUUUCAGGUGUGCUCACUUUCUGGUUCUAUUUCCAACCUGUUUUAUCAUCUUUUGUUUUUUGUUAAUCUCUUGGGCAUAUUUUUAGCAAUGUAACCACAGAUAAAGAAUUCAAAAUGAAAGCCCAAGUUGUAACAAACCAUAGUUUUUUCACAGCUGCUAAUAAUCGAGACAAUAGGAUUUAAUUUCUGCCCGAGAGGAUGGUCUGCCUGUAAGGCGUAACCCAGGGUUUAAAAAGUUGUCCUUAUUUAGAAGUAACUAGGGCCAAGACUGUUUACUGUUCUAUUUAAUGUCUGAAUUAGCAGCAUUAGCAGCCAAAAUGACUUCCAAAAUGGCGUCAGCUGUGCGUGUGAACAAAGCCUCUGUACCAGCAGUGCCACUGAAUGCACAUGAGUAACGUUACACUUGAUUAAAUAGCAGUAGGACACAAACAGACACAGAGUCACUGGAACAACAUGGAGACUCUCAGAGCUGAUUUGUGGUUCAAAAUGUAUACAAACACUCAUGUACAUGCAAACAUGGAGAGCAGUCGACUAGCAGAUGGAGCGUUGAACUCUACAGUGCCUGACAAUCUGGGUCUCAUGUUUACAAGAAGACGAAAAGAGGAAAAAUGGAAGUGAUUAACUCUGAGGCCUGACGCACCACCUCCUGCUCCCUCACCACCACUCUGUAGACUCCUUUUUUUUAAAAAAAAACAAAAAACAGCUUGCUCCUUCAUCCUCUAACAACACUAUGCAACGUCCAAGGUCGACAAACGCAGCUCUGACCAUUCUGUGUGUGGAGGACAUCUUGAAAAGACACUAAAAGACUAAUGAAGACAGCAGCGCAGAGAAUGGGAUGAAGAGCCUGAUGGACAUCUCUGGUCGUUUUCUAAAACUUGUGUCUCAUAUCUAUGAAUUUGUGCUUUCAGUAUUUAUGUCAAACGGGAAAACACAAGUGCCAAAGAUGACAGGCUGUACUUUGAUGUUAAUACAUGCGUUCAUUUACGUUCCUCAUACUGUGGAUUCCACAUUAAGCCUUAAGUGACUUGAUAUUCGUAGUUUGGUAGCACUUUAUAAUAAUUUCCUGAUAGUUUUCUGGAAAGAAUCACUGUAGUUGUGCAACUGCAGUACUGGGAGAAUAUGUUUUUCUCAAAAGAAUUUACUUUUCAGGUUACAUCUAAGUCCAUUUUCAGUUGGUACUCAUUUAUUAUUGAAAACAUUCUUCUCCUUAUAAUUAUAUUUUUGCUUUGUGACCAAUUUCGCAUUUUCAUGUUCAGCUGACUAAAUACUCGGUUCUUCAGAGUGAAAAGGUAAUAAUCCUUUCUAGGGAACUGCUAGGAAAUUACAGACUUGAAUAAAGUGCUACUGCUCUCUUUUUUUGAACUGCAAAACCCUCAAAUACAUGCAUGAUGAGUCUGUAGUAAUUCUGCAUGUCAUUUCAUUCAAUUGUAGAGUUGGUGAUUAUUCUUUUCCAUUUAGUCAUUUCGUUUACUGUUUUCAAAAAGGGGAUUACAUACUGGAUAUUCACAAGGUGGCCUGAAAGAAAAGUUCAAUUGAAUGCUAAUUAGCUUCAUAACUUUUGGAUGUGUAAAUAAGCAAAGAUUUGAUUUAAAAAGUUAGAAACAAUGGUGUGUAGCCUUUAUGUGGUAAACUUCAUGAUGCCGUCAUAUGAUCGGAAUCGUUCUUUUAAUUCCAAACUCUAAACGGUUGUCUCUGGAAUUCCGAUUUCCGAUAUUUCUGAAAUGAAAUAUCAAUAUUCCUCAUUGUCUUCCUCGUUGGUGUCUUAAAGUGAACUGCAUGAUGCUGUCUUGUGCUAUAAAUCUUACCAAAAAAUAAACAAAUAAGAGGAAACCCAUAGCUGACAGUAUGACAGCAGCUCAUUGCCAUUAAACGUUACAGGUAGAAUUAUGUACCCUGCAAGCUGAAUGGUUGCCUUUAAAGCCAUGGACAUUAUUGAUGCUAAACAGUGUCUGACAGAUGCAUCUGGACCUUCUCUUUACUGUUGGUAUUUAUGGAAAAUGGGACCUUAAAUGUGCUCUUCUUUUUAGUCUUCCUCUCUACCUCCCUGUGUCUCUACCUCCUGCUCCAGUGCAUGUUUUUAGUCUUUCCAAUGAAUUGUGAAUAUUUACCCCCCCCCCCCCAAAAAAAAGUAGCCAAGUAGUCUGAAAGGGCAGAAUGUUUAUAAUUUGCUAUUCUGUGCAAUACUGGCCCAUUUACAUGUAAAACAGAAACUGUAAAAACCACAACACACUGAAGUCUUCUGGUGGGAACACAGGCAUACAGUGCACGUGGAUUUUUACCUGGUCUAAAGGGGCCUUGAAACCUUCAACGGUUGCUUCAUUUUCCUCAAACCUGGGCUGCAUAGGUUCAGAAACACUGACCUGUGCUUCUCUCUGUCUGGCUUUAAUCACUGUGUCUCAAUGAAAAUGCAUUAUUUGCACAGACUGUUUUCAUGUGGCGACCCCUUAAAGAUCUGCAGUACAAUGUCUUGUGUCGCUUCGUGUGAAAUGGUGGACUAAAUUAUGUAUUAAUAUGUCAAUUAAAAGGAUAUGGUCUUCAUGA